Pecten maximus is the source of this 1169-nucleotide messenger RNA. RefSeq lists its product as uncharacterized. The transcript has 7 exons. NCBI's taxonomy places the organism in Eukaryota, Metazoa, Mollusca, Bivalvia, Pectinida, Pectinidae. The coding region runs from base 86 to 1123 and encodes 345 amino acids. The record is from RefSeq and is a predicted model, not a curated record. Gene Ontology annotation, biological process: carbohydrate metabolic process.
CUCGACAAUACCCCGGCUGUCAUACGGACCCGUGACAUCCCCACACGACUCGUCCUGCCAGUCACACGGAGAAUUCGGAGACAAAAUGGUGUUCCUGGUAACCUUAAUGGUCUGUAUAGGCCUCAGUUUGGCACAGGAACCUUGUGUAAAGGAAUCAUGCUUGCUCCCGGAUUGCCGGUGUUUCUCCGAUACGGAAAUUCCGGGAGGACUCACAGCACAGGAAACUCCACAGAUUGUCACCAUCACUAUGGACUACACUCUGAAUAGCGAGUACGAACCUCUCUAUAACCAGAUAUUUGAGGCGAUCUCCAAUCCAAAUGGAUGUAGCUGUACAGGAACGUUUUAUAUCCAGGAUCUCAAUACUAACUAUGCCUUGGUGAAAUCGUUCGCUGAAAGGAACUUUGAGAUUGGAGUUAGCUCCCUUGACGGCACACUUCCGAAAACAUCGACUGAAUGGAUAGAUUUGAUGAAAUCCGUGAAAGACAAGAUUAUAAGUUCACCAGUGGACGAAAAGGAUAUAUAUGGUUACCGCGCCCCUCAGCUGGCCGCAGGGGGAGCCGACAUGUUCAUAGGAAUUUCCAACCAGAACCUGUUGUACGACGCCAGCUGUUCGACGGCGGAGUACGCUUCGCAGAGCACACUCAAGUGGCCAUUUACCUAUGAUUACGACUACGGGACGUUUACCUGUACAGGUGGACAAGCUGUGGAUUUAAAGUUUCCAGGUCGCUGGCAGGUGCUGAUCCCAGAGUUGGAUUUUAAUGGUCAAAAAUGUGCCACACCCCAAAGUUGUACCAAUGUAAUGACGAAGAAAGAUGCUUUUGACAUCCUCUACAACAACUUCGUCAAACACUUCGAUGGAAACCGAGCCCCUUACACAGUAGUUGUAGACCCCGUUUGGAUGAAGACGGACUUCAAACUAGAAGGACUGAUAGAGUUUGUGGAGUACGUCAGGGCGGCGUUUGACGAUGUCUGGAUUGUCAACCAGAUACAGGCCCUUCAGUGGGUACAGAACCCUACUCCCCAUUGCCAAUCUUUCAGAUUUCGAGCCAUGGAAGUGUACCUAAAUCUCUGCGCAUGUCUCCCGGCCUCGGUCUGGAAUGAAUCGUCCAAUCAACUUGUAUGACAGGACUGUUUGUCUCUUUAAAUAAAAUGGUGUUUUAUCAAUGUGA